AGUUUACCUGAAUAAAAUCCCAUAUUAAAUGAUUUCUGCUGUACCUUUGUCUGUUUUUUAUUCUUUCCAAUUUUGUUUAACUUUUUUUUUUCUCUCUUCCGUUCAGUCGUUCUCUCCAUUUGUCAAUUUUCAGAUUUUGAAUCUCCACAGUUACGCUUCCAUCUUGUCGCGAUUGGGAGACUGAGGGAUUGUCAUUACUCGAAAUUAAGUUUUGAUGGGCACUGUUUGGGUUCUAGUAAAAAGAUACUGCGGUAAAUUUUGGAUUGGUUUGAAUUAGGAGUUCUGUAAUUCGUUUUUAGGCCGUUGGAUUUUGGGUGAAUUCUUAUCCAUAUCAAGGAAUUGAAAUUAAGCUUUGCUUUUUGUUGGUUUAAUUCUUUUUCGUGGUCAUGGUGGAUUUACAGUGAACCUGGAUUUCGUACUGUUUUAUUAUCUGUUGCUUGUGAUGGCUGAUGAAAGAUCGGUGCAGAUAGGAGCAUAGAAGAGGCUUGUUUGACUUACCCGUGUAUUCACGGUAUAGAGAAGCUUAUGUGUGAUGAUAGGAUAUGGCGCACAGUUCCUGGAGACAUAAGUUAAAGGGAUUGGUUAUCUAGUGGAUUCCCAAACUUCGAUUGUUUAAAGCUUUGGACAUGAGAAGCCCCUGGCUCAAUAAACUAUCUGUCAUUCUAGGCCCUAGACCGCCAGUCAGUUGGUUGUUCUUGUGCGUUGUCAGUUUGCUUGCGCUGAUUACAGUCUUUGGAUCAUCGUCUUCUAGUUCUUUUGACUCUGUAACCUCCACUUGGGUACCUGAGAGUUAUAAAAAUUAUAGAAGGCUAAAGGAGCAAGCUGCAGUUGAUUAUUUUGAGCUUAGAACUCUUUCAUCAGGUGCUAGUCGCCAAAGGGAGCUUGGCUUUUGUGGCAAAGAAAGAGAGAAUUAUGUUCCUUGUUACAACGUGACAGCAAAUCUUUUAUUUGGGUUUAAAGAUGGAGAGGAAUUUGAUCGACAUUGUGAAGUAGUAGGGCAAGGGAAGUGGUGUCUAAUUCGCCCUCCUAAGGAUUAUAAGACUCCACUUCAAUGGCCUGCUGGUAGGGAUGUGAUAUGGAGCGGAAAUGUCAAGAUAACUAAAGACCAAUUCCUUUCUUCUGGAAGCAUGACAAAGAGAAUGAUGUUGCUAGAAGAGAAUCAAAUUGCUUUUCAGUCUGAUGCUGGCUUAACCUUUGACGGUGUCAAAGAUUAUUCUCGCCAGAUCGCAGAGAUGAUGGGACUAGGAAGUGACUCUGAAUUUUUACAAGCUGGGGUACGCACUGUGCUUGAUAUUGGCUGUGGAUUUGGAAGUUUUGGAGCUCAUUUAGUUUCAAUAAAGUUGAUGGCUCUUUGUAUUGCUGGAUAUGAGGCAACUGGAAGCCAAGUUCAGUUAGCUCUUGAGAGAGGUCUUCCAGCAAUGAUUGGCAAUUUCAUAACAAGACAACUGCCAUAUCCAUCAUUUUCAUUUGACAUGGUUCAUUGUGCUCAAUGUGGUAUCCCUUGGGACAAGAAAGAGGGGAUGCUUCUCAUAGAAGUAGAUCGGUUACUCAAACCUGGAGGUUAUUUUGUUUUAACCUCACCCAAAAGUAAGCCACAUGGAAGUGCAACAGGUACAAAGAUAAGAAACAUGCUAACACCACUGGAACAAUUCCCUGAAAAAAUUUGUUGGAGUCUUAUUGCUCAGCAGGAUGAGACUUUCAUCUGGCAGAAAACUGUUGAUGCUCAGUGCUAUUCUUCUCGCAAGCAGACUGAUGUACCCCUUUGCAAAGGACAUGAUGCUUCCUAUUAUCAGGCCUUGAGCCCAUGCAUUAUUGGACCUUCCAGCAAACGCUGGAUUCCUAUUCAGAACAGGUCCUCUAGCUCAGAAUUGAGCUCUGCGGAGCUUGCACUUCAUGGAGUCAGUCCAGAAGAUUUCUUUGAAGACUUGCAAGGUUGGAAAUUAGCUUUAAAAAACUAUUGGUCUUUGCUUACUCCAUUAAUUUUCUCUGAUCAUCCCAAGAGGCCAGGUGCUGAAGAUCCAUUGCCUCCAUUUAAUAUGGUACGCAAUGUGAUGGACAUGAAUGCUCAUUAUGGGGGUUUAAAUGCUGCAUUCCUGGAGGAAAAGAAAUCAGUGUGGGUGAUGAAUGUGGUGCCUGUUACGUCACGUAAUAUGCUACCUCUUAUUCUUGACCGAGGUUUUCCCGGUGUUUUGCACGACUGGUGUGAACCCUUCCCAACAUAUCCUCGAACAUAUGACAUGCUUCAUGCAAAUGGGCUCCUCUCACAUCUCUCUUCAGAGAGGUGCAGUUUGAUGGACUUGUUUGUAGAGAUGGACCGAAUCCUGCGUCCUGAGGGUUGGGCUGUGCUUUAUGAUAAAUUAGGAGCUAUAGAGUUGGCACGUGCACAUGCUACACAGAUACGAUGGGGUGCAAGAGUGAUCGACCUUCAGAAUGGUAGUGAUCAGAGGCUACUGAUUUGUCAGAAACCAUUUUUGACAAAAUGAUUGAUCAAAGAAGGAUCAGAAGGUCUCAAGACCACAGAUUUGUACACUGUUUUUUUAUCUGCAUCAGAAUGUGAGAUACGGUGUGGAGUCGAGGCAGGUUUGACAUUUAGUGACUGAACAAGGAACAAAGGUGAGGCUGUAGAUUAGAAAAGGAGGCAGCUGCAAAAUGUAGCUGCUCUACUUUUUCCCUUUUUCUUUUUUUUUUUUAAAUUUUGGUCCAGGCUUUGUAGCAAUUCAUUCAUCCAUGUCAUUUCUUUACCUACUUUAUAGUGAACUCCUUGUAUCGAAACAUCAUUGCGGUGCAAUUGCCACGAAAUGUGAUUAGUACUAAUAGAUCAACCAA
Gossypium raimondii (Peruvian cotton) is the source of this 2826-nucleotide messenger RNA. Its product is annotated as probable methyltransferase PMT5. The transcript has 10 exons. Gene Ontology annotation, cellular component: cytoplasm. NCBI's taxonomy places the organism in Eukaryota, Viridiplantae, Streptophyta, Magnoliopsida, Malvales, Malvaceae. Bases 627 to 2483 code for a protein of 618 amino acids. Gene Ontology annotation, molecular function: methyltransferase activity. The record is from RefSeq and is a predicted model, not a curated record.